UUGUGUUUUUGAAGAUAAAUAGAAAACGAAGGGCUGCAUAUAUUUAUAUAGCAAGCUAUAUCGUCUAAGCCGGAAGAGGAUUAGGGAGGAUGGUGGCGCGGGAGAGCGGUUUUGUUUGAAUUCCUUUCUCAUAGCCAGCAUCAUAGCAUGCUGGCUAACAUACUUAUACACUAAUAUAUUACUCCUUGUAGUUCGCUUUUCGGUCACGAAUGGUGCCAGUUAUCGUAGCUGUUUUUAAAGUCUCGAGCUCAAUGUGAUCAGCUAGCAUUCGCUAACAGCUCCCGUUUGCUUCAUCAACAAAGGCAACUAAUUGACCGGAUACAGUUGCUAAUUUUCCAUCUAUUCGGCGUCUUGGCUAAGUUCUGAUAUUUGUUUUUCGCUGAGCUGAAAAUGGAGCUACAGCUGGCCCACGGAGAACAGAGUCCUGUUACCAAAAACCCUGGUCGCAGCGGGAAAAAUUGCAGAAGUAGACAGUCUCGUUCGCUCCUGGAAAUAAAACCGAAAACCUCCCGGGGCGGCAUGGAUUCCUCUGCAGAGCAAUUGACCGUGCUUUCCCCUGUGACCGACUUGGCCCUCAAUAUGACCCACCUCGCCGUUCUCGGAAGCCAAUGCGAUACUCCAAAGAGAAAGAGAAUCAUGCCCAUCACGAAAAUCCCAUCGUUUGCCUCCGAUACGUCCUCGGAUGCAGGACUUGGAAUGGACUUCUCCAGCCCGGUGGACCCAGAUGACAUUGUGGAAGUCUUUGAAAAACCUCUCAUGGGUGAGGAUUCUGUUUCCAAUAUCAACAAGAUGCCAAUCCGAAGAAUCAACUCGCUUCCAAUGUUAUCAUUCAGUCCUAUUGCAAAAGGAGGAGACCCAGAGCACUGUAGUCAUCAGACCGUGGCCAUUGCUGGGCAAAGCAACAAGGAGAACGUGCCUGAUGAGGUCUUUGAGUUUAAGAAGCCUACCCGGCCUGUUUCCCGGUGCUAUUCACGGCCCCUACCUGGUGCCCGAGGCCGGGAAAUGUUCUCCCGCCGUCCCAACUCUGCUCCAGCACUCAUGCUGUCCCCUGAGCCUACAAGGCAGCUGUACCCAACGGAUGAUUGCAGUCCUGUGAUACUCCGCCAUUCCUCUCUCACUUGUUCCUUCAAUGAUGAUGACGAUGGCUUCCUUGAGAUCCUGGACAGUGACCUGGUGAGUGACUCGGACAUGCCCUUGGGGAUGGCCAGCCUGCUCACCGCUCCCCUGGUGGGUGGAGAAGCAGUGGACAAUUCUGCCUCGCCCAUGACCUGUCGUCCUCGUGGCUUAUUCCGCUCGCCCUCGCUCCCGUCAAGCACACGCCCUGUCCUGAAGCGAGUAGGUCGCCCUGGUGAUGACAUCACACCUGUUAGGGUGAAAAGGAGGCGCAGUGUGGCCGGGUCACCCCAGGCCUCUGAGGAGGAAGAGCAGCUGGCUUGUCGGGUGGUUCAGAGGUCAAAGUCCUUGAGCCAGGUUGAGAUAGAGAAAUUGUUGGAUGACGAUGCACAGGAGCUGAUAGGGGAUUUUAGUAAGCCAUUUGUCCUGCCAACUGUGGAAGGAAAACACCAAGACCUCAAAUACAUCACGGUGGAAGUGAUGGCGACAGCACUGGACGGGCAGUUUGAGCAUGUUGUGGAACGCCUCAUUGUCAUCGACUGCCGCUAUCCAUACGAGUUUGAGGGCGGACACAUCAAGGGAGCCAUAAACCUACAUCAGGAGGAGGAGCUGAACGAGUUCUUCUUGAAGCAGCCCAUUACCCCUUCCUGCCUGGACAAGCGCGUGCUGCUGAUCUUCCACUGCGAGUUCUCCUCUGAGAGAGGGCCGCGCAUGUGCCGAUACUUACGGGAACGCGACCGUCUGCUCAACCCCUACCCUAGCCUGCAUUACCCUGAGCUCUAUGUGCUCAAGGGUGGCUACAAGGAGUUUUACAAGGAAUUUCAGGCCCAGUGUGAGCCUCAGGCUUACAGACCCAUGAUUCACGAAGACUUCAAGGAGGACCUGCGGCGCUUUCGCCUGAAGAGCCGCACCUGGGCCGGGGAGCGCAGCAAGCGCGACCAGUACAGCAGGCUGAAGAAGCUGUGAGUGUCUGCCCACUGCUGCUUGUGCAGACUGCAGCCUGGGUCGUGCCCCGGCCGCAUCGAAUCUACCUGUAUUUAUUAUGCUGGAAUCCCUCCCCCCCCCACCCCAUUUUGUGGACUCGCCAUCCCAGUCUCGGCACGAAUUGGUCAGAGCACAAUGGGUCACUGCCAAUCUAACUUUAACCGUUCCCCUCAUUGCUAACCUGUAAGUGCUGACUAUAUUAAUGUCAAGUGUUCAGGUUUAGACUAUUAAAUGGAGACCUGGUUCUUGCUUUUGGUUGAAGCACUUAAUUUCAAAUGAUGUUUAUAUAAAUAUGGUGGAAGAUGACUGUUUGGUCCUGCCCCGAUAUCUCAGAAUUUAAGGGAAGCUGUGUUUGUGAGUUGUUGAACUGCCAUCAGAAUUGUAGGUUGUACCUUUUAAUGUGUUUGGGAAUGUUCCUGUCUCUCAAUUAGGCUGUCUGUCACAUCAGGCUCAAAUGGUUUCAUUUGGAAGUUUAAAUUUUUUAAGUUUUAUUUUUAAAAAUUGUAAUCAAGACUUUAUGGGCAUCACCCUGUAUGUUUGUGACCAAGGUUCAGGAUGUACAUUGCAGCUCGGAUCAGUCUGAUCCGUCAAGAUACCAUGUCUGUUGCUCCUGAAGUUGUCAUAUGAUGUUCUGCCGUUACAGUCCAUGGGUUUUAACUGUCACUGCCACCCAAUUGUUUUAUAUAUAUAUAUAUAAACUUGAAUUUUACCUAU
This is a messenger RNA of Brienomyrus brachyistius, 2811 nucleotides long. RefSeq names its product cell division cycle 25B (gene cdc25b). Lineage: Eukaryota; Metazoa; Chordata; Actinopteri; Osteoglossiformes; Mormyridae. Gene Ontology annotation, cellular component: cytoplasm; nucleus. The record is from RefSeq and is a predicted model, not a curated record. Gene Ontology annotation, biological process: protein dephosphorylation; positive regulation of G2/M transition of mitotic cell cycle; positive regulation of G2/MI transition of meiotic cell cycle. The transcript is spliced from 15 exons. The coding region runs from base 391 to 2079 and encodes 562 amino acids. Gene Ontology annotation, molecular function: protein tyrosine phosphatase activity.